This is a messenger RNA of Thunnus maccoyii (southern bluefin tuna), 629 nucleotides long. It is a transcript of the gene ndufb7, whose product is annotated as NADH:ubiquinone oxidoreductase subunit B7. NCBI's taxonomy places the organism in Eukaryota, Metazoa, Chordata, Actinopteri, Scombriformes, Scombridae. The transcript has 3 exons. Gene Ontology annotation, cellular component: mitochondrion. Bases 194 to 562 code for a protein of 122 amino acids. The record is from RefSeq and is a predicted model, not a curated record.
ACUUGGCUACGGGGACGGUGUUUCUGAUACACCGCUAGGCUGUUAUUUCCCGGGGAGAGGCGGAAGUGGAGACAGCGGGCUUGUGGAGGUGACCGAAUGGCAGAUAGCUGAAUAAUUUUGGAAACACUAGCUUAUAGCGGAGUUUAAAGCGAACAGAAAACAUUAUUAUUGUUUAGCUAACAGUGCUUAAACCAUGGGAGCUCACCUGGUCAGACGGUACGUCACCGAGACGGACACCGAGCCGGACCCGGCGAGGAAAUACGAGUUCGACCCUCAGUUCGGCUUCCCAGAGAGAAAAGAAAGAGAGAUGGUAGCCAGCCAGGACCAGAUGAAUUUGGCCCAGCUGCCUUUGGAGCAGAGGGACUACUGUGCUCAUCACCUCCUGAAACUCAUGAAGUGCAAGCGAGACAACUGGCCCAACUUCCUGGCCUGCAAGCAUGAGAGACAUGACUGGGACUACUGCGAGCACCAGGACUAUGUGAUGCGUAUGAAGGAGUACGAGAGGGAGAGGAGGCUCCAGCUGAGGAAGAAGAGGAUUGAGGCCCAGGCUGAAGCUGCAUGAGCAGUACUGAUUUCUUCUCUGUAUAUACCCGCUGCUGUUCACAUUAAACAAUCUUGUUUAAGCUCUA